CCAGACAUGAAAUGCUUGUGGCAGAUUUUUGUCAUGUGGGUCUUCUGGAUGAUUGUCUUAUGGCUGAUGGCUCCCUAUCUGGUUCUAAAAUCUGAAAUGGCAUCCCAGGGCGGGGAAAUGAUGUUCUUGGGACAAAGGCACUGCAGUUGUCCUUGGGUCAACUUGAGGAAAUGUGCCUGUGCAGCUGGGACUCCUAGCCAUUCUCUCAGCUGCCACACAGUGGGAGAAUGAAACUGGUUUGAUGCAGCUUAUAAGAAGAUGGGGGGGGGGUAUCUGAUGGGGGCAAAAGAGUCCAUGACUACAGACACUAUGUUGUGGUGGCUGGGCAUGAACUCAGCAACUGAGUUAGGCAGAGUGUGGAAGAAGCUGUUUAAGGAGUUGCCCACAUCCUUGGUGAGCAGCUUUGAUCUCUACUGCGAGACUUGUGCUUUGGUGGAGAACUCAAAGAUCCUGUGGGUCUCUGGCCUCAGCAGCAAUGUGAACCAGCAAACAACACUUCCUGCUCUCUUUCCCAGGAGGAACCAGGCCCCUGUUCAGAGCUUUGAGACUUUCAGGAACCAAACCACCGGAUGUUCCAUUUCCUAGAAUAGUGCUGGGGUCCAGGGUUCCUGGAGACGGUUGAUGCUCUAUCUGCUGCAGAUUUCGCAUCUAGUGUGGACUUCAGAUGCUCUAAAUGAGGAGGUGUGA
Messenger RNA from Erinaceus europaeus (western European hedgehog), 687 nucleotides. It is a transcript of the gene C1H20orf173, whose product is annotated as chromosome 1 C20orf173 homolog. Gene Ontology annotation, molecular function: beta-galactoside (CMP) alpha-2,3-sialyltransferase activity. The record is from RefSeq and is a predicted model, not a curated record. Lineage: Eukaryota; Metazoa; Chordata; Mammalia; Eulipotyphla; Erinaceidae.